AACCUGGCAGAGUUUCGCUGCUCCUCACAAGGUGGAGGGGCUUGAAACUUUGCACUGUGUUCCUCAGAUCCUGGUUCAGGUUAUGGUCCGGGGGGGAGGCUGGGGGAAGGGGAGUCGUCAUGAACACCUGCGAACCCGGCGGUGAAGAUUCACGGCCUCCGUCAAUUCCAGUGGAGGCUGGAAAACCGAAGGCUUGCCAGCUUAGAAUGGAAGAAUAACAAAGGAUGGUGAAUCCCCAGGCUUCUGAUCCGUGACAUGUUGUCGGCACUUUUAGGGAGGUGGGAUUGAGCUCAGAUUGAUCAGUUCUAGGUGUGGCUCUUAAAGGUUCCGAGCUAAACGCUUCAGCGUGGAAUAUGGCCCGAUGUGGGCCUCUGUACGCGGCAUGGUUUUCAGCAUCACGACCUCCCGCCUCUCUCCCGCGUCGAAAUGUUUGACUGUUAAUGUACUGAAUGAUUCAGCAGUAAGAAAAAUUAUUCUCGCCUCAAUCAAUGGAAGUUGAUGCGUAUGCAACGUCUCUGUAUCCGGUGCAGUUGCAGCAGUGGGCCAAGAGCAGGCCCGGCACUCUCCGAGUACCUUUCUGUGGUUGACACUGGUGUUUUUCCACCCUCUGUUUUCUGUACGUCCAAGCAUGCAGAUCUGUUUCCUGAGAAUACUUGUAGCUUCAUACAUAGAUACAUGUAUACUUCUGUCUGUUAUUUCCCAGUAAGUUGGCACCACUGAGUCCUGUGUGUGGCAUGUCGUCGUACUGGAGUGUUGUCAGCAGGUCGUGGUCGUUGCGGCGACGUCCCACCCUGCCGCCUCCCUGGCCGUCUGCUUGCUGCUCACAGCCUGUUGCUGCGCUCAACGUGACUUUCCAAAUCGACUCGCUCGCUUCCAUUAUCGAAGGCUCGCACAGCUGAAAACUCGGAAGGCAGGAUGACAAGCGCGGCGCCGGCCAGGAAGCCGUAUCGGAAGGCUCCGCCGCAGCAUCGCGAGACACGCCAGCCUCAGCCUGCCGCCACGCCUCCGCCAGCAGCGCCACUCGCCGUCAGCCAGGAGGCGGACGUCUCGGACCCUGACAGGAUCAGGAUCCUCCAGCAGCAGAACCAAGACCUGCGCAGGCGCCUGUCGCUGUCCACCCAGAAGAUGGAGGCCAUGGAGGCGGAGUUUGACAGCAACCGCCACUAUAUGGAGGCAGAGCUGGGCCGCACCCGGGAUGACCUGGAGAAGAUGAGGGACAAGUUCCGCAGACUGCAGAACAGCUACACAGCAUCUCAGCGAGCCAACCAGGAGCUGGAGGAGAAACUUCACGCUCUGGCUGCCGUCAGUCAAACCUGGGUCCAUGCACUGCGGACGGUGGAGCGAGACAAGCGCACCAUGGACCAGGAGAUGGUGGAGCUGACCAACAAGCUGCUGGAUGCCAAGAACGUGGUCAACCACCUGGAGGAGCUGAACGAGCGCUACCGUCAGGACUGCAACCUGGCUGUUCAGCUGCUCAAGUGCAACAAGUCCCAUUUCAGGAAUCACAAGUUCUCUGAUUUGCCCUGGGAGCUGCAGGACAUGCUCCACAAACACAUGAACGCGCUGCCCGUGAGCGGCUGCUCGCCCAGUGGCCAGGACCCGGACUCGCUGAGCCUGACGCCGGCCGACGUGGUUCCCACCUCGGUCAUCGCUCGUGUGCUGGAGAAGCCGGAGCCGCUUCUGCUCAACUCGGCUCAGUCCAGCAGCUGCGGCCGCCCCGUGGCCGAGGACGUCUUUGUGCACGUGGACAUGAGCGGCCCAGCAGGGGGCAGCCACGAGCAGCUGAACGGCUCCUGUCGCAGCCUGGACCGGGAGGAGCCCGGCAGCGAGCCGGCCUUUGACAAGCUCCACCCCUACCCGCCGCCCGCGCCGCCGCUCGCUCAGUACCAGGGCCGCAGAGUCAUCGAGUUCUCAUCCGACGACAAGGUGAAGAUCCCCAAGAACAGCCCGCUGCCCAACUGCACCUACGCCACGCGGCAGGCCAUCUCCCUCAGCCUGGUGCAGAGCGAGGAGGAGCGGCCCGCCCCGGGCAAGCCGCGCCCGCCGCCUGACGCCGCAGCAGAGCCUCCGUCCAGCCAGUCCAGCCCUUUCAGCAGCCCACCUCAGGCCCCGAGCGUGCUCGCCAGCUCGGCGAGCUCGGAGGAGGACCUGCUGGCCAGCUGGCAGCGGAUGUUUGUGGAGAAGAAGCCUCCGAGCGCCGGGGCCGUGCAGUGCCGCCAGGCAGCGCAGGCCGCCGCUCCAGCCGCCGCCACCGACCACCAGAGGGCGGCCUACUCUGACGGUGAGGAGGGCUCGUCGGCCCAGAGCUGGACACCCAGUCGAGGCUCCAGUCUGGACACGGACACGGACACUGAGACCCGCCCCUCGUGCAGCGGCAGCGAGCACCUGCUGAUGGUGCUGGAGGACGACUCCGGCAGCGUUGACACGGCCGUCACCGUUGCCACGGCUCCGACUGACGCACACUGGGAGGAGGAGGAGGAGGAGGAGGAGCAGCGGGACGUGCUGCCGCAUGACCUGCCCAUCAUCCCGCCUCGCCUGUUGGACCUGGACCCCGCCCUUGCCUCUGCCCCUCCACGCCCCCAAAAAAGCCCCAAGCGAAUGGGGGUUCACCACCUGCAUCGCAAAGACAGCCUGACCCGGGCCCAAGAGCAAGGCACUUUGCUUGACUGAGCUGCCCACUGUCGCCAUGGCAACCGGUUUGCGCCUACAAAUGGGAAAUAGCCAUAAACGUGCUCACGUGAGCUUUGAUUUUGGGAUUCGCUCAGGUCACCUGGACACACACUCCGUGCCUCUUAUCCAGUCUCCUGGUCUGUUCUCAUCGUCAUGGAGAUGGAGGCGGGGCCAUUUUGGUGUGACUGCAGCUGUGAGGACGGACAGACGGACGGACGGACGCACGCCUGACCUUUCACCCGCAGUGUCGUCCACUUGUCCCCCUGUGUUUCAGAGUAUUGAUUGUCCUGCAACUCACAUGAUCAGCUGAUUGUAAGGAGGUGAGUCCAGUGGUGCUCACCGAGUCCGUGUCCCUGGCCCAUCCUAAGUGACCGUGACAGGUUGGUCCCAGCCUGGACUCACCUGUGAGUAGCAAAGCGACGGUCUGAGUCGUGACUCUGAAAACCACACCGUCGUUCAAACAUGACUUCAGAAAGUCUGGUUUGUUUUUUUGUUUUUAAUGCAGCCGACUUGCACCAGUCCCACCGCGGCCUGUCGCUGUGGUUUUCCCCAGUCGAACAUCCAACUUGUGGUUGGAUGGCUGUCGGGUCACACGCUGCAUCAUGGUGACACACACGAGUCACAACAGAGUCAGGUGGUUCCUGCACAGCAAACGUGCCUCUCUGUUGGGAGCUAAUAAAAAAUGAAAGUCAAGUCUAAAUAAUUGAAUGUUCCUGCCGAAACACGAAGCAGUUGCGUCCCGGUUCACACUGGCGCUCUGCUGUUGUAAAUAUUUGAUCAGUCAUUCAGAGACUCGACUAAACUGCUUGGUUCUCUUGGCUGACAGAAGCCGAGGACAGCGGGCCAGUGAGCGUCCUGACGCCUGGCGGCUGCACAGUGGUGCACGUGGUGUUUCGCUUCCGUGAGGAAUUCCGGCACGUCGCGCUCGCUUCUCUGCGUCCACAUUUUUAUUUACUGAAGCAGCAUGUUGCUGUCUGCUUCUGUUUUUCCUUUCUUUUGUCUUCUUAUGCAUCUCUGCGUUGCUACGUUUGAACUCCACGAUUCAGCUCACAUUCAUUGAAUGUAAAAAUACGUGUUUUGAAGAAUGAAGGUGGUCACUGUGCCAACUGAUGACACCACACGAGGAGCUCAGUCUGGGCUGCUUUUUGUUUGUCUCUGUUGCUACUGUUAGCGGUGCUCGCCGGACGCUGGCCUCUGGACUGGUCUCUCCCACACAAACGUCACGUGUCAGCGACUGUUCGACUGAUGAUUUUAUUUUCUCAAUUUGUACGCUGAUGGAUAUUUUAAAUAAAUAUUUUCAAUUGGUUGGUCUCUUUCAAGCA
Molecule: messenger RNA, 3992 nt
Organism: Synchiropus splendidus (mandarinfish)
Lineage: Eukaryota; Metazoa; Chordata; Actinopteri; Syngnathiformes; Callionymidae
Gene: tjap1
Product: tight junction associated protein 1 (peripheral)
Exons: 10
Coding region: 916-2670 (584 amino acids)
Biological process (GO): Golgi organization
Cellular component (GO): trans-Golgi network
Source: RefSeq, a predicted model, not a curated record